Molecule: messenger RNA, 949 nt
Organism: Lecanosticta acicola
Lineage: Eukaryota; Fungi; Ascomycota; Dothideomycetes; Mycosphaerellales; Mycosphaerellaceae
Source: the annotation of a GenBank genome assembly
AUGGCCGCUGUCCCGCUCCUCGAGAACAACAACCCGACCGUAUCCCUCGACGGCGACGAUGACGAGACCGAAAAGAUGAGCCCCGUAAUCCUGCGCCAGAAGCGAAAACCACUGCUACGGAGGGAGAACUUCUGCUGGGCGGUGCUCGGAUGCGUCCUGCUCAGCGUUCUACUCGGCAUAGCAGCAGGCAGCGCCAUGCUGGUGCUGCGAGGCUGGAGCAACAACGACGACGACGACGAAGACAGCUGUAUACGCCAGACGACGAUGAUGCCAUCGCCCUUGACGCGCGACUUCGACAUGACCUACCACACGCAGCAAUUCAACGGCUCCUUCAUGGAAGAGACCGUCUACCGCCGAGCGGCGAGUCCCGAGGUCGACGCGGCGUGGGAAGCGCUCGGGGUGAACUAUCGCGCCGUGCGAGUGCCCCAGGAAGUCGGACCGCAGGUUGGGCUGGCGGCGGAUAAGGUGCAGAUCAACGACAAGUACGGCGGCGGAUACCCGGCCAACGUGGAAGGGCUGCAUCAUCUGCAUUGUCUCAACCUCCUGCGCCAGAGCCUGUACUGGAACAUCGACUAUUACCGCGCACAGGGAACAGGCGCGUUCGUGAAUGGAGAGCACGUGGUGCGGAAACACGUCUGUGAGUACCAGCCCGUGCGAAAUGCCUCCCACAUCGGAGCGCUGACGAAGGGACGGCACAGCACACUGCAUGGACAUCAUCCGCCAGCAGCUCAUGUGCACCGUCGACGUGGGAAUGCUAGGGCAAGUCUGGUGGCAACCGCAAGACCAGCAAUUCCCCGAAGCAUUCGUCGACUUCAACACCAAGCACGUCUGUCGCAACUAUGAAGACGUGCGGAAAUGGGCGCACGAGCACCAGUUGCCGGAAGAAGUCCCCGAGGACUAUCUCGCACCCCCGCAACCUGGUCAGAAGAUUCUCGACCAUCUCCCGUGA